UGUUGUGCUUGUGUCGGCCCGCUAUGGAAAGCCAAAAGGUGUAGGGCAGCGUUGCAAAGUAAUCGCUCGGCAUGUUUGUUGCACAUACAAUAAUCGAUUUAUGUGUUUGGGCUAAUAAAAUACCGGUGUGUAAAAUAUGUGAAAUUACGCUGAUUUCUAUGUGUGUAUUCGUAAAUUCAAUCUGGAGUGCCAGAAUGCGCUCAGCGACAAGUAUUCGUAAAUUCAGAGCGUUUCAGUUUAGCCCUCGGGGCGUUCAGAGCCCACACUGGAUGUUUUUAUCAGCGGAUUCAUUGCUACAGUAAAUAUACAAGCUGACACAUUUCUUCCAGUCUCUGAAAGACUACAACUCGUGUGGGGCGGUGCUUCGUGCUCUGACCCGGUCCCUCCCCCAAGGCAGGCUUUUUUGAAAGAGAGGCAGACAGUAACACAAUCCUUUGGGCAAAACUGAAAUAACUGACAACCCAACCACAAUGGCUUCAAGUGAUUGCUCUCAUCAAAACGAAUUCGAAGACGGAUCAUUUGUUUAGCUACAUGGUGACAUUCAACAGGAAUAUAGUGAAGAGAAUUCGAAACAAAGAGUUGGAUUUAGCUAGAAGCUCAGCUACAGCAGAUGCUAGCACCAAGACGGCGUGCUGGUUACUGCAUAGACAAAUAUAGUUCAGGUCAGCUAACUAGCUAAUGACAAGAUAGCUUGCUCAAUAGUUAUGUCGAGCAGUUUUACAAAUAAGACGUUUUUGCUAAGCAGUUCUCCACAGAGCCCUAUGAAUAGUUUUUUUUUUCAUCUGUUGGCAACAACAACACACUGGGACUUGGAAACGAUAUAUUUGUGUGUUGCUAUGAAGAGCCUAUGGGCGAAAUGAUGCAGGCGGGGAUGCACUCUCAGCCAGGUCUGGAUAGGCACCUGCCGCUGCUGCGAGGCCGCCACAGGGUUCCUCCGGGCAGUAUGAUACUGGGCCUAGAGGAGGCUUACCCCGGGUGUCACAACCGGAGCCCUCCCGUAGCCUACAUAGACACCGGUGCUCAGGACUUCAGUGAAAAUGACCGGAACGUCGCCCCGGUGUUGGAAAGGAUAAAGAGGACUCGAUCCAGUAGUUCAAGGCAUCGGUAUAACGAGGUUGUCACAGAAUUGGGACCCGAAGAGGUGCGGUGGUUUUACAAAGAGGACAAAAAAACCUGGAAGCCUUUCGUUGGACACGACUCCCUGAAAAUUGAGGUCAUGUUCCGUAAAUUCUGCGAACUGAACCCUGGCACGACCAAGCGCCAGGGCUUUUUGGGCAUGAAUGAAGGGUAUGAGGAAGAGAAUACAAGCGGUGUGGAAGCGACAACUGGGGGGUCGAACGGAGUUGAGCGAGCUGGACCAGUGCUGGAGCCGAGAACUAGGGUACAUAGGGACAGGGGUUCGAUGGAGAAAACGCACUCCACAGACGAAAGAGACCUUGAUUCAAUAAACAUCAGUGUAGAGGCUGUAUGUGUCAGGGGUGGGCUGUAUGAGGUGGAUCUCAAAGACAGAGAAUGCUAUCCUGUGUAUUGGAAUCAACAGGAGAGCAUCCCUGUCAUGAGGAGCCAGUGGUUCAUAGAUGGCACCUGGCUCCCGUUGGAGGAGGACGAGAGUGACCUCAUCGAGGUGGAGCACCUGACCCAUUUCCGUGGGCAACAGAUGCAGGACAGCUUCGACUCCAACUCUGUGGUGGCCAAGACAGUCGACAGCAAAGAUGUUCUCUCCCACCUGCCCCCUUUCUACCUCCCCUUUCUGUUCAAAUGGAGUGGAUAUCAGCCGACUGCUACAACUAAAUGUCGCAAGCGCAAGCGCUGCUCAGCUGUCCAUAGUCUGAAGUUGAGUCGUACCCACGUGGACUGGCACAGUGUGGACGAGGUCUACCUCUACAGCGAUGCCACCACCUCCAAGAUCGCCCGCACUGUUACCCAGAAACUGGGCUUCUCCAAAGCCUCCAGCAGUGGUACGCGGCUCCACCGGGGCUACGUGGAGGAGGCCUCACUGGAGGACAAGCCCCCCCAGACCACACACAUUGUCUUCGUGGUCCACGGCAUUGGACAGAAGAUGGACACGGGACGCAUCAUCAAGAACACUGGCAUGCUAAGGGAGGCAGUAAGGAAGAUGGAGGAGAAGCACUUUUCGGAGUACACAGAGGAGUAUGUGGAGUUCCUGCCUGUGGAGUGGCGCUCCAAACUGGCACUGGAUGGGGAUACGGUGGACUCCAUCACCCCAGACAAGGUGCGAGGACUGAGAGACCUGCUCAACAGCAGUGCCAUGGACAUCAUGUACUACACCAGUCCCUUGUACAGGGACGAGAUCACCAAGGGCCUGACGUCGGAGCUGAACCGCCUCUACACCUUGUUCUGCUCGAGGAACCCUGAGUUUGAGGAGAAGGGGGGCAAGGUGUCCAUCGUGUCUCACUCCCUGGGCUGCGUGAUCACCUUUGACAUCAUGACAGGCUGGGACCCGGUGAGGUUCUGUCUGCAGGAGCACCAGGAGCUGGAGGAGGCGCUGGACCUGAGAUGGGUCUCCUACGAGGAGAGAAGACUGCUGGAGCAGCUGCAGCUAACCAGGAACAGGUUACGAGAGCUAGAGGAUCAGCUUCAAGGCCUGGAGGCCUCCAAACCGCUAGCACCCCCUGCUCUUAAAUUUAAGGUGGAGAAUUUCUUCUGUAUGGGCUCUCCCCUGGCGGUGUUCCUGGCCCUGAGAGGGAUUAGACCAGGGAACAGUGGAGAACAGGACCACAUCCUGCCUCGCUCCAUCUGCCAGAGACUCUUCAACGUCUUCCACCCCACAGACCCUGUGGCCUACAGACUGGAGCCCCUCAUCCUUAAACAUUACAGCAACAUUGCACCUGCACAGAUACACUGGUGUAGUGCUGUAGACCCCACACCAUACGAUGAGAUCCGGCCGACGUUCAUCAACCCACAGAAGGACCCGACGUCAGACACGGAGAGCAUCCCCAGCCCCUCCACUUCCCCUGUCCUGGCCAGGAAAUACUACGGAGAGUCCAUCGCCAGCAUGGGCAAGGCCAGCAUACUAGGAGCGGCCAGUAUAGGUAACAGUAUAGGGAAGGGGAUAGGAGGGAUCCUGUUCUCUCGGUUCUCCCGCUCCGCGCCCUCCGGAGUGUCCUUUGGCAUCGAGGGUGGGACCCCAGAGGAGGAGGACCCGAAGAGGACAGUCGACAGCCAAUCGGCUUACGGCCUGUCGUCCACCUUGUCCCAUUCCCCCUCCACCCUCAUAGACCCCUCAGUUGAAAUGGAACGCCGCAUUGACUUUGAACUCCGUGAGGGCCUUGUGGAGAGCCGCUAUUGGUCAGCUGUGACCUCACAUACAGCCUAUUGGGUCUCACACGAUAUUGCGCUCUUCCUACUGACGUUCAUAUACAAGCAGGCCAACGUGCCGCCACCCACAGAAGACAGUCCUGACCCAGAGUUAACAUACAGAGAGAGACCCCAUGUCAACACGCGCACAACAUAACAUCUCUAUCACCCUCUGUUACUCCAUUCUCUCUCUCUCUCUGUAUACUGACACACCUCUACUACACAGACCGUACAGUUUAGGAUGGAUACACACACAUUGGAUUAUGCCCCCCUAAGGGGGUGCAGCCUUCCUGUCACCGUUAUGACCAGUGUAGCUCAGUUGGUAGAGCAUGGCACUUGCAACGCCAGGGUUGUGGGUUCGUUUCCCACAGGGGGCCAGUAU
This is a messenger RNA of Coregonus clupeaformis (lake whitefish), 3700 nucleotides long. RefSeq names its product phospholipase DDHD1. Gene Ontology annotation, cellular component: cytoplasm. NCBI's taxonomy places the organism in Eukaryota, Metazoa, Chordata, Actinopteri, Salmoniformes, Salmonidae. Gene Ontology annotation, molecular function: metal ion binding; glycerophospholipase activity. The record is from RefSeq and is a predicted model, not a curated record. The transcript has 14 exons. Bases 848 to 3475 code for a protein of 875 amino acids.